ACGCGUUCGCUUCGAGUUAAACCCCAUGAGCGGUGCAUUUGCAAUCCACCGAGAUUGACAAAACAAUAUAUACAUAUAUAAAACAAUAACAAAAGUUGUACUCCGAACCCAAAAACAAAAAUACCGCGCAGUGAAUUCAACUAUUUUUAGCGGAUUACUGUAAUGAAAUGUGUACAGCAGCCAGAAACUAACAACCUGUCGCAGUGGCUGGCAAAAAGCGUUAACAAUAAAUAAGCGAAACAAUACCACCAACAGCAGCAACACCAGUUCAACUGUAUAACAAUGAGGAGAGAAGGAAUCUCUGAGAAUUGCUAGACGGGUCCAUUAGCAGUCAAUCAGCGGAAGAGGAGCGCCGACACAAGGAGAUUUCCGAAGCAACAGACGGGACAGCAGCGGAAUGCAUGAGAGACAAGUGAAGAAGUUGAAGGGCAGCCAUUAUGUGGCCACGCACGGCCGCCUCACGCCGGAUCCGCCCUACGUGCACUCCAAUCGCGGCUACUCCACCGAUGGCGAUGAGACCCAUUCGCAUCGUGCCCCCUCCGAGCGCACCUACUCGGAGUACACGCUGACCCACGAGCGGAUCUCACCGCAGUCGCAUCACUACAAUCCGUCGCGCAAGAAGCGCUCCUCCUCAGCGGGCAAUGGCAAUGGCCACCACCAGCACCUCCAGAGCAGCUACAGCCACAGUCAGAUGGGGCUCUCCAGUUCGCCGGACAACGGGGGUCCCCGUUCGCUCAGCGGGCCACCGCCCACGCGCCAACCGCCCCGGGCCCCAUCCGCGCUUAGCUAUGACCAGGCCGGGGAUGCUGGCAGUGACAUCUAUGUGACCAGUGCCGCCUACAAGGCGCCCUCUGAAAUCAGUCGUUACAGCCAACGUCCGGUGUCGCGUGGAGCACCGCGGAGUGUCUAUUCGGUGGCCAGCACAGCCAAGACGGGGCGCAGUGCCCGGUCCACGACCAGGCGUGCCAAGAUUGAGACAAUGUCCGCUCCGAAUCCUUUGUCCGAAUGUCAAGGCGUCUGUUGUCUGAUGCUGCUGCUUAACCUGGGCCUGAUCCUGGUCACGCUGGGCUUCGUUAUUGUGGUGCAGUUCUACGAGCCGCUGUAUGUGUGGAUACUGGGCAUUGUGUUCCUCAUCUUCGGCUUCCUCACCCUGAUUGGCUGCAUGAUCUACUGCGUGUAUGUGUUCCGGGACGCCAGGACACCGUCCCAGGUGCGUAACGAGGAUCUCUACUGGACGCGACACUGGCAGAAGAACAUCGGAUACACGCCGCAGGAGAUCAACUACAAGGCGGAAUACGAUGCCUACUCCGCGUAUUCGGUCAGCAAGCUGAGUGGCAAGUACUCGGACCGCGAGAGCCAGCGCUACUGAUUUUUGUUAUUUAUGGGGAAUGCGGAGUGGAGUCUCUCUCUGGCAGAAUAUUUCCAUAG
This is a messenger RNA of Drosophila serrata, 1428 nucleotides long. RefSeq lists its product as uncharacterized. Lineage: Eukaryota; Metazoa; Arthropoda; Insecta; Diptera; Drosophilidae. The record is from RefSeq and is a predicted model, not a curated record.